Messenger RNA from Caenorhabditis remanei, 459 nucleotides. RefSeq lists its product as uncharacterized. Bases 1 to 459 code for a protein of 152 amino acids. Lineage: Eukaryota; Metazoa; Nematoda; Chromadorea; Rhabditida; Rhabditidae. The transcript has 3 exons. The record is from RefSeq and is a predicted model, not a curated record. Gene Ontology annotation, molecular function: G protein-coupled peptide receptor activity.
AUGGUUGAUAUAGUCUCAUUAUCAUAUGAUAUUCAUACAGAGAUUGUGGAUGUUUAUAAAGUUUUUAAAUUCAUUCCGUGUAUUCUAUUCCCAAUCGUCACUUAUCUUUUGGUAAAAGAAAUACGAGCUGCAGACGAAAGAAGGAAGAAACUGAAUCAAUCAUCCAUCGCUGGAAAAGAUUCGAAGAACACUACUAAAUUAGUGUUAUUCUUGACCCUACCGUUUUUCCUGGGAGAAUUACCAAUUGGAUUGAUUCUCCUUACUAAACCAAUAGAUAAGCUCAGGGAGGCUAUCGGGUUCUCCCUGUUCACCGAAGGAAUCGAAAAAUUAUUCUCCGUCGUUCUCUCCGCCACCACUGCCACUCAUAUGAUUGUUUGUCUCUUUAUGUCAUCUCAAUACCGGGAAGCUGCGUUGUCAUUUAUUCGGUGUGGUGUUAAAGUCAAAUCUCAAAAUUCAUAA